AUGUCGGCCGCCAGCCGCCAGCUCCCUGCCUACCUGCCCGAGGACGCGCUGAGCCCCGCUCGUUGUGGCGCCCUGCGCGGCGGCAGCCACCCGCUGUCCAAGAGCUCCUCGAGCCUGGCGUGCGCCGGGCAGCGGYGCCCGGAGCUGGGACAGGGCGCCAGGGCGGAGCUGCGCAAGAGCCGCAGCAGCACCGUGUGCCCRGGUGCGGGCGAUGCCGCCGGAGCGCCCGGAGCCGUGAACCACCAGCCAGCUGCAGAUGCCGCACAGAGCAGCGCCACAAACCACCUGGCUGUCGCGGAGCGGUGCCCUGCGGCCCGUGAGCUGGGGGAGAGCAGGAUGUGUGUCAGGAGCAGCACUGCUGAGAACGUUUCUCCUGCCUGCGCUGAGCACCCGCAGAGCGUGUGUAGAAUGGAAGCAGUGGGAGCUGCCCUCCAGAGAAGCCACUCGGACCUAACCUGCAGCUGCAGGCAGCAGGGUUAUAUCACUCACAUAGAUGCCAGUGCUGCUCACGCCACCCUGAACUCUUCUAGCAGCGGGCAUGGUCCGUCAGUGGCUAGGAUGUCUUUCCAAGGGCAGAUAUAUGGAUCAGAAACACAUGAAAAAAGCCGCUAUCAGAACCUUGCAACUCACCUGCCAGCCAUACCUAGAGACCAAAGAGUGCCCACAAACAGCUACGACAGCAGCGGAAUKGCGCGCAAUGCUGCCGUGUACACAGACCCUGGAACGUUUCACACGGCUGUGCUAGGCCCCCACGUGCCUGCAAGCGCUUUCUCAAGCAGGACAAUGUUCUGUCAGGCCGCCGGGAUUGCGCAGGGUGGUCUGACCUACRCUAAUACCCCGAGCUGUGGGUACUCGGCCAUGGUGAUGACUGCUCACAACAACUCUGCAGUGCCCUGCAACGCGAGGCAGGAGUCCUGCGUGAGAGCGGCUGCCACGGUGCCUGCCUACUGCCACUCCUUGCCCAUCCCGGCGAUACAGCUCGUGCCGCGCCUGGCGUGCUCCGUCAGCGAGCAGCCGCCGCUCCCCGCUCACUGCCAGUCCUUUCCUGCCUCCAACAUUCUCACCUACCCCAAGCUGGUGUCAUCGCUCAGCGAGUCGGGCCUGGAUGCCAAGCGGGUCCUCAGGUGCUGCGCUGCUCCUGGGCAAGAGCCGCAGCGCUGUGCCCAGCAGGGCAGGCCGCCUCCAGCGGCCACCUGCGCUGCCUUCAGCAGCCAGCACGGGGCAGGCCUCGUCAUGAAAACCAAGGACAUGUGGACUAUGACCUCUAUGAAUGACCUGACCAAAGGACUGAAGCAGUCUCUGGAGUGCAGAGAUGCCGAAGUGCAGACUCUUCCAACCCUGGAACACAAAUCUGUGGCCACGAGCCCUGCGGCYGCAGCAGAAAGCCAGCUGCACGUGUUCCCAGAGGUGAAUCUGCAGCCAGACCUGGAGGCCCCCAAGUCUCCAGUACGUGAAGUGAGGUGGGACGAUGAAGGAAUGACAUGGGAAGUGUAUGGGGCAUCUGUGGAUCCAGAGGUUCUUGGCUUAGCCAUUCAGAAACACCUCGAGAUUCAAAUAGAACAAUUCCAGACAGAGCCUGGUCAGCCAGCUGAGAAAAGCAACGAGGAUCCUUCGGAUAAGGAACCACCUUCUGCUAAAGAGGGGAAGAAGAGACCGUUCCGGACGAUGAUGCACUCUCUGAGACACCCGAGCUGCUGUGCCUGGUCCAGCGCUGCAGUGGAGUGAGCA
Molecule: messenger RNA, 1728 nt
Organism: Nothoprocta perdicaria
Lineage: Eukaryota; Metazoa; Chordata; Aves; Tinamiformes; Tinamidae
Gene: GPRIN2
Product: G protein regulated inducer of neurite outgrowth 2
Exons: 1
Coding region: 1-1725 (574 amino acids)
Biological process (GO): neuron projection development
Cellular component (GO): plasma membrane
Source: RefSeq, a predicted model, not a curated record